Molecule: messenger RNA, 552 nt
Organism: Plasmodium gallinaceum
Lineage: Eukaryota; Apicomplexa; Aconoidasida; Haemosporida; Plasmodiidae
Gene: SPC2
Product: signal peptidase complex subunit 2, putative
Exons: 8
Coding region: 1-552 (183 amino acids)
Biological process (GO): protein targeting to ER
Cellular component (GO): membrane; signal peptidase complex
Source: RefSeq, a predicted model, not a curated record
AUGCCAAGCAAAAAAGUUUCAGAUAGUAAUGAAAACACAUAUCAUGUUAAUAAUUUAUAUAGUGAGCAAGAGAUUAAAAAAGUUACACAAGACUACAUAAGUGAAAAAAUUAGAGAAUUAAAUUAUAUGGAAAAUGUCCAUUAUUCUAAUAUAAGAAUACUCUUAAGUUUAAUACUAAUAUUUAUUGGAUCAUAUUGCUCUAUUUUUGUGCAGUACAAAAAAAAUCCACUUCUUAUGAUAAAAUUAUUAAUUGCUUUUUUCGUAGUUUCAGUAGUAUUGUUUAUGUUUGAAUAUUUUUAUUUUGAGAAUGCUUUUAUGAUAUUAAAAACAAAUAAUGAUGCAGAAGUAAAAUUAUCUUGUAAAUUAGACAAAGAAAAAAGCUCUCUUAGUUUGGUUUUUGCAUCAAAUAAGAAAGUUCAUUCAACUCAUUUUGAUCUAAAAAAACUUUUUAAUGAAAAUGGAUAUUUAAUUAGAAAUUACGCGGAAAAUAUAUUAAAGGAAUUUCUCUUAAUUCAAGAAAAAAACUUCAAAUUGAAAAAUGGAAAAAAAUAA